Messenger RNA from Physeter macrocephalus (sperm whale), 2310 nucleotides. RefSeq names its product coiled-coil domain containing 68 (gene CCDC68). The coding region runs from base 260 to 1384 and encodes 374 amino acids. The record is from RefSeq and is a predicted model, not a curated record. Lineage: Eukaryota; Metazoa; Chordata; Mammalia; Artiodactyla; Physeteridae. Gene Ontology annotation, biological process: intracellular signal transduction. Gene Ontology annotation, cellular component: intracellular anatomical structure. The transcript is spliced from 13 exons.
UACGGGGCGGAGCCACCAAGCCCGGCCUAACCGACCCGGCCGGAGGUCCAAGCAGAGGGGAAGAGCAGUGCCUGGACCCUGCGCUCGCUGAGCGCCCUCCAAGGUAGGCGAGCCCCGCGAUCUGCGGGCAGGUCAACCCUCCCGCCCCCCAGGAAUCCGUCUUCAUCCUUCUCACCUUUUGGAAAUUGGAGUGGACAUGCCCCCCCUGCUGUGUCUGUUCACCAACAGCAAGAAGGCUGGCUCAAGCAUUGAGCUGUAAAUGUCUUUGAAUUAUUUUGGUAAACUGCACAGUCACCUGAGAUUUAGCCAGCUGACACUGGAUGUCACCAUUGUGCCGUGUAAUGUCGCUGCAGAACAGCUGGACUUCACAAUGACAGCAGUAACAGUGACCACGACAGUUCCCCUGAAGGGGAAGAUAGAAGAUAAUUCUGCCUUGUAUGAGUCCACCUCAGCUUACAUUAUUGAAGAAACCGAAUAUGUGAAAAAGAUUCGAACUACUCUGGAAAAGAUCCGAAAUCAAAUAUUUAAAGAUGAAGUAAGACAUAAUAGUACAAAUCACAAACAAGAUGCAAAGCACUGGCGACACAUUCAAAAUGGCUUUGACUCUGAAAUGGAUCCGUCUUGUUGCGGUUUGGAUCUGCUCAUGGAAAGGAUAAAAGGAAAAGACCUACAGCUCUUAGAAAUGAACAAAGAGAAUGAAGUGUUGAAAAUCAAGCUCGAAGCCUCCAGAGAAGCAGGAGCAGCGGCUCUGAGAAAUGUGGCCCAGAGAUUAUUUGAAAACUAUCAGAUACAGUCCAAAGAAGUUAGAAAGAAGCAUGAGGACAGUAGACACUUACUCCAGGUUAACACACUUGAAAAAGAACAGAAAUUGAAGCAACGUGUUGAAAAUCUGAAUCAAAUUGCUGAAAAGCUUGAAGAAAAACAUAAUCAAAUCACGGAACUGGAGAACCUUGUACAGAGAAUGGAAAAGGAAAAGAGGACACUGCUAGAAAAAAAACUGUCUUUGGAAAACAAGCUGCUGCAUCUCAAAUCCAACGCUACAUAUGCUAAAAGUUCCAGUUGCCAGGAUCUUCAAAAGGAGAUUUCCCUCCUCCAGGAGCAGAUCUCUCAUCUGCAGUUUGUGAUUCACUCCCAGCAUCAGAACCUGCGCAGCGUCAUCCAGGAGAUGGAAGGCUUAAAAAAUAAUUUAAAAGAACAGGAUAAAAGAAUUGAAGAUCUGAAAGAAAAAGUUAACGUACUUGAAGCCCAGAACAAAGAACUAAAAACCAAGGUGGCACUUUGGUCUGAAAUUCCUGGGCCGAAGGUAUCCAAGGCUGUCUCUACAAGUGAAUUGAAGACUGAAGGCAUGACCCCAUAUUUCAUGUUGGUUAGGCUACGGAAAUGAGCCGCCUGGCUGAAGGUCUGAAUGAGAAAGAUCACUACCUGCGUCUUAUUUACUCCUUGAAACACAGUCUAAAUUUACAUAUUAAAACUGCUCAAUGCCAGUAUUUAAUGGAAUGUAUUGUAUUUAAUGUAUACAUCACUAACUUUGCAGGAAGAUGACAUUUCAGAAAAUCAAACCAAUAUAUAUUCAAAGAAAGGAACUCUUUCUUCAAAACUUACUAAUGGAUGAAGAAACCAGAUGCUUUCCCAUGAUGGAAGAUGAAUUUUGCUUUAAACUUUAAAAAGAAAAAACUGAAUUUUUUUUUUUUGGCAGAUUUUUGCUGAAGGGACUGGUUAAGGUUGUCAACUUUGACCUUUUGAUAGUGGUUUUUAUGUACAGUCAUCCCUAGGUAUCCACAGGAGAUUGGCUCCAAGAGCCCCCUCGGGUACCAAAACCCAUGCGGAUGCUCAGUCCCAUAUAUAAAACAGCAGAGUGCAGUUGGCCCUCUGUAUCCAUGGUUUCCACAUCCAUGGAUUCAACCAAUCGUCAGUGUGGAACCUGCAGGUACAGAGGGCUGACUGUACAUAAAUAUAAGGAAGAAUAUACAGGAAUGCUUCCUUUUAGUAUGCUUCACAGACUCUGUGUUUUUUUUUUUUACAAAUUGAAGGUUUGUGGCAACCUUGCAUUGUCAGAUGAUGGUUAGCAGUUUUGGGCAAUAAAGUGUUUUUAAAUUAAGGUAUGUAUCUAAAUAUUUUUAGAUAUAAUGCUAUUGCACACUUAACAGGCUACCAUAUAGUGUGAACAUGACUUUUAGAUUCACUGGGAAACCAGAAAUUUCAUGUGACUCGCUUUAUUGUGAUAUUCUCUUUAGUUUGGUGCUCUGGUACUGAACCUGCGAUAUCUGUGUGUGUGUAUGUGUGUGAAUAAAUGAUAUAUUUUAAAGUUGA